Messenger RNA from Echinops telfairi (small Madagascar hedgehog), 2560 nucleotides. RefSeq names its product polycystin 2, transient receptor potential cation channel (gene PKD2). Gene Ontology annotation, molecular function: signaling receptor binding; calcium ion binding; voltage-gated calcium channel activity. Gene Ontology annotation, biological process: release of sequestered calcium ion into cytosol; detection of mechanical stimulus; potassium ion transmembrane transport. Bases 1 to 2556 code for a protein of 851 amino acids. NCBI's taxonomy places the organism in Eukaryota, Metazoa, Chordata, Mammalia, Afrosoricida, Tenrecidae. The record is from RefSeq and is a predicted model, not a curated record. Gene Ontology annotation, cellular component: membrane. The transcript has 15 exons.
AUGAUCGCUGGAGUCAAAUGUGGUGCAGAAGCGAAUGUGGUGACAAAAGGUGAUGGUGCAGAAGCGAAUGUGGUGAAAAAAGAUGAUGGUGCCGGUAAAGAAAAGGCCGAGGAGGACGAGGAGGAGGACGAGGAGGAGGUGGAAGGGGAAGAAGGGGGCAUGGUGGUGGAGAUGGACGUGGAGUGGCGCCCGGGCGGCCGGAGGUCGGUGGCCUCCUCGGCUGUGAGCUCCGCGGGCGCCGCGGGCCGGGCGUUGGGAGGCUACCACGGCGCGGGCCACCCGAGCGGGCGGCGGCGCCGAAGAGAGGACCCGGGCGCGCCGUGCUCCAGCCCAGACGGCGGCGGGGACCCGCUGCACCGCCACCUCCCCGGGGACGGGCAGCCGCCCCGCGUGGCCUGGGCCCGGAGGCUGGCCCGCGGGCUGCGAGGUCUCUGGGGAACAAGACUCAUGGAAGAAAGCAACACUAACCGAGAGAAGUACCUUAGAAGUGUUUUACGGGAACUGGUCACAUACCUCCUUUUUCUCAUCGUCUUGUGUAUCUUGACCUACGGGAUGGUGAGCUCCAGUGUGUACUACUACAACCGGGUCAUGUCGCAGCUCUUCAUCGACUCCCCGCUGUCCAAGACGGAGAACACCAACUUUAAAACGCUCUCCUCGAUGGAAGACUUUUGGAAGUUCUCAGAAGGCCCCUUGUUGGACGGACUGUACUGGAAGAUGCAGCCCAGCAACACAGCGGAAGCUGACAACCGAAGCUUCAUUUACUACGAGAACCUGCUGCUAGGGGUACCGCGCUUACGGCAACUCAAAGUCCGAAACGGGUCCUGUUCCAUCCCGCAGGACUUGCGGGAUGAGAUUAAAGAGUGCUAUGAUGUCUACUCUGUCAGUAGUGAAGACAGGGCUCCUUUUGGGCCUCGAAAUGGAACCGCUUGGAUCUACACAAGUGAAAAAGACUUGAAUGGGAGUAGCCACUGGGGAAUGAUUGCAACUUACAGUGGAGCUGGCUACUACCUGGAUUUGUCCCGAACAAGAGAGGAGACAGCUGCCCAGAUUGCUAACCUCAAGAAAAAUGGCUGGCUGGACCGAGGAACCAGGGCAGCGUUUCUUGAUUUUUCUGUGUACAACGCCAAUGUUAACCUGUUCUGUGUGGUCAGGUUACUGGUCGAAUUCCCAGCCACAGGCGGUGUGAUUCCAUCCUGGCAAUUCCAGCCUGUGAAGCUGAUCCACUACAUCACCACUCUGGAUUACUUCCUGGCGGCCUGUGAGAUUGUCUUCUGCUUCUUUACCCUUUACUACCUGGUGGAAGAGAUUUUGGAAAUUCGCAUUCACAAACUGCAGUAUUUCAGGAGUUUCUGGAAUUGUCUGGAUGUUGUGAUCGUUGUGCUGUCGGUGGUAGCUAUAGGAAUCAGCAUACACAGAACGUCGAGCGUGGAGGUGCUGAUGCAAUUUCUGGAAGAUCAGAAUGCAUUCCCCAACUUCGAACAUCUGGCUUACUGGCAAAUCCAGUUCAACAAUGUCGCUGCGGUCACAGUAUUUUUUGUAUGGAUUAAGCUCUUCAAAUUUAUUAACUUCAACAGGACCAUGAGCCAGCUUUCCACAACCAUGUCUCGGUGCGCCAAAGACCUCUUUGGUUUUGCUAUCAUGUUCUUCAUCAUUUUCCUGGCUUACGCCCAGUUGGCCUACCUUGUCUUUGGAACUCAGGUUGACGACUUCAGUACGUUUCAAGCAUGUAUCUUCACUCAAUUCCGUAUCAUUUUGGGCGACAUCAACUUUGCAGAGAUUGAGGAGGCUAAUCGAGUUUUGGGACCAAUUUAUUUCACUACUUUUGUCUUCUUUAUGUUCUUCAUUCUCUUGAAUAUGUUUCUGGCCAUCAUCAAUGACACUUACUCUGAAGUCAAGUCUGAUUUGGCCCAGCAGAAGGCUGAAAUGGAACUCUCCGAUCUUAUCAGAAAGGGCUGCCAUAAAGCCUUGGUCAAACUAAAAUUGAAAAAAAGUACCGUGGAUGACAUUUCAGAAAGUCUGCGGCAAGGGGGAGGCAAGUUAAACUUUGACGAACUUCGGCAAGAUCUCAAAGGGAAGGGCCACACUGAUGCAGAGAUUGAGGCAAUAUUUACAAAAUAUGACCAAGAUGGAGACCAAGAACUGACCGAACAUGAACAUCAGCAGAUGAGAGACGACUUGGAAAAAAAGAGGGAGGACCUGGACUUGGAUCACAGCUCCCUGCAACGCCCUAUGAGCAGCCGAAGCUUCCCACGCAGCCUGGAUGACUCUGAGGAGGAGGAUGACGAAGACAGUGGGCAUAGUUCCAGAAGGAGAGGCAGCAUCUCCAGUGGGGUUUCAUACGAAGAGUUUCAAGUCCUGGUGAGACGAGUGGACCGGAUGGAGCACUCCAUCGGCAGCAUCGUGUCCAAGAUUGAUGCUGUGAUCGUGAAGUUGGAGAUCAUGGAGCGAGCCAAGCUUAAAAGGAGGGAGGUGUUGGGGAGGCUACUGGAUGGGGUGGCUGAGGUAAGUAGUCCUGGCUGGCAAAUGCUCACCAGUGAGCAAGGCAUUUAUUGCUAACAAU